CUACUUUAUGUGUGUGUUUAUUUUGGGCGUACUUACAACUGCGUCAACUCGGGUACGUAUUCACUAACGGCCAAUCAGAGAGUAGCGAAUCACGACUCAGCCAAUCACAGAGUAGCAAAUCACUAUUCAGCCAAUCAGAGAGUAAAUACAAGCUGCAUGAGGACAAACAGGAAGUGAAAGUGAGUCGCCUUGCGUGUCGCGCUCGUACUUGGGAAAGUUUCAAGCAGAUAUUUACGGUUGUUGACGUGACACAAUCAGCAUGUAAAGUGCUCGUCCCUCUUCUGAUUGGUCAGCAGGGGUUUAGAUUCUCUGGGUGUCAUGGCAACAGCAUCCAGCAGAUCAUGGAUGUGAGUGAUGCGUCUAACAGUGGUGUGGACCCUGCAGAUGAUCUUACAUCAUUUGAGAUUGUUAAUCUGUCCAACCCAGGACUGCUGGAUUUCAGUGAAGACAACGGACAAAUCCAGGAGUCAAAGGACAAGGCCAAACUCAAAACUAAACUCAUUUCUGCAUGGAAUAAUGUGAAAUAUGGAGGCUGGUCUUUGAAGACCAAACCACGUCUUAGUAAAAGCACUCCUUUGUAUUUGCUGGGUCAAUCCUAUCAGCUCAACUACAUCGGAGAGCGAGAGGGUUUCAGACGGGCAUUUUCAUCCUUGCUGUGGAUGACCUAUAGGAGAGGUUUUACACCCCUCGAUGGCUCCGCCCUCACAUCUGAUGCAGGAUGGGGCUGCAUGCUUCGCAGUGCACAGAUGCUGUUAGCUCAGGGACUAAUGCUACACAUGAUGCCUGCAGGUUGGACGUGGCCUGCGUCACAUCAUCGGACCAAAGAUGAUUUGGAGGUCGUGGAUCCUCACAUGCUGGACGAUUCACUCAGAGGGAAUCGCCGUGACUCAGGAAAGCCUCGCAGACGCAGUUUGGACACGACGUUGGACAGAGAGACCCACGAGGAGGAAACUCACAGGAGGCUGGUGUCCUGGUUCGGGGAUCUGCCGUCUGCCCGGUUCGGGCUGCACCGUUUGGUAGAGUUGGGCAAGGCCUCAGGAAAACGUGCUGGUGACUGGUACGGACCGUCCAUCGUGGCUUACAUACUACAGAAGGCUGUGACAGCAUCUGAGAUCUUGAAUCUGGUGGUUUAUGUAGCUCAGGACUGCACAGUGUAUGUUAGAGAUGUGUUGGAUCUGUGCGGGUCGUCUGGUGUGGAUCCUUCAUUGGGGUCCAGGUGGAAGUCUCUUAUUCUUCUGGUUCCUGUGCGUCUCGGUGGAGAUGCGUUGAACCCGUCUUACACACAAUGUGUUAAGAGAUUGCUGAUGCUCAGGUGCUGUAUUGGGAUCAUUGGAGGAAAACCAAAACACUCACUGUUUUUCGUGGGUUUCCAAAAUGAUCAGCUGAUUUAUUUAGAUCCUCAUUACUGUCAAACUGCUGUAGACGUCAAACAAGACAACUUCCCUUUAGAGUCAUUUCACUGUAAAACUGUGAGGAAGAUGCCGUUAAAUCGUAUGGACCCCUGCUGUACUCUGGGCUUUUACGCCAGGAGCAGGGAGGAUUUUCAGAGUCUUUGCUCAGAUGUCACUAUGGCUCUGACAUCAUCUGAACAGAAGUACCCCAUCUUCACGUUUGUGGAUGGUCAUGCUGAGGUUGAGGGUGGGUGUACCACUGAUUCAGUCACACAUAUAAAGACCAAAGACAAACUGAGCCGAAGACAAAAGAAAAGCAGCACAGAUGAAUUUGUGCUUUUGUGAUAUAGACUUUAUUUACUAUUUGUUACUCCAGAGAAACCUAAGUUGCAUUUGAGUCAUGUGCUCAAAAUCACAGCAGGUGCACAUCCAUAUGUCCACAGAAAAUUUUUGUAGGGUGACCUAAGCACACAUUUAGUUUAUUUACUGAGUAUCUUUGCACAUCAGAUUAUUUAAAGUAUUUUUUCUUCUGCUGUUUGUACCGGUGGUUUAGCAGAUUACCAUGAAUGUGUUCGAUGAAGAUGAUGAUGAUGAUGAUAACAUCAGACAGUGAGAAUCUGAGGGACAAAUCCAAACCUGUAUCUAGUUUGUAUUUUUUUGUGUUUAAAUAGAAAUUAAUUAAAUUAAAAUACUUUUACUUAAAA
Molecule: messenger RNA, 2095 nt
Organism: Misgurnus anguillicaudatus (oriental weatherfish)
Lineage: Eukaryota; Metazoa; Chordata; Actinopteri; Cypriniformes; Cobitidae
Gene: atg4db
Product: autophagy related 4D, cysteine peptidase b
Biological process (GO): aggrephagy; C-terminal protein lipidation; protein processing
Cellular component (GO): cytoplasm
Molecular function (GO): protein-phosphatidylethanolamide deconjugating activity; cysteine-type endopeptidase activity
Source: RefSeq, a predicted model, not a curated record